GUGCUAUGGUUGUCAAAGUUUGACACCAGUAAGUUUGACAUUUUAUAUCAGUCACUUAAAAAUUGAAAUGUCUCGUUUUGGGUCUACUUCCACUACAGAAAUCAGCAGUAAUAAUGUGAGCGAAUCAAUAUCAGAAAAUACCAAGAAGAGUAAGAAGUAUGCCUGGAACAAUUUUUGUUUUUUUGCCAGCAGAAAAACUAUGAAUUUUGUGCGACUCUUCCCCAACUCUCGUGAUCGCCAAAAUCCUGGAAGAUUGGGUGACGAGUAUGGUAAUAUUCUUUGGCGCAUUCCUAGCAGCUGCAAACGCAGGUCUUCUUACCACCAUUCCUGUCCAACAGACAUCAGCUACCCCUAGUCACUAUGCGGCCGCACCAGUCCAAUACUCAUCAGCCCCUGUCCAAUACUCAGUAGCUCCAGUCCAAUACUCGUCAGCUCCUGCCCACUAUGCAGCUGCUCCGGCCCAAUACUUGUCUGCCCCUGUCCAAUACUCAGCCGCCGCUGCCCACUAUUCAAUAGCUCCAUUACAAUACUCGUCAGCUCCUGCCCACUAUUCAGCAGCUCCGGUCCAAUACUCGUCAACCCCUGUCCAAUACUCAACGGCUUCUGCCCGCUAUUCAGCAGCUCCAGGCCAAUACUCAUCACCUGUGAAAUACUCACCCGCUCCAGUCCAAUACGCAGCUGCCCCAUCAUUUGCAAAAGUAGCAUCGCCAGUCUACCACGCUCAGGUCCCAUCAGUCGCCAAGGUAGCUGGAUCUGAGGAUUACGACCCCAACCCCCAAUACAACUAUGGGUAUGAUGUCCAGGACGGUCUGACUGGAGACAGCAAGAGCCACAGUGAGCAGAGGCAGGGGGAUGCAGUCCAAGGCAGCUACUCAUUGGUGGAUCCAGAUGGUCACAGAAGGACCGUAGAUUAUACCGCCGAUCCCAUCCACGGGUUUAAUGCCGUGGUCCGUAGGGAACCUCUACAUGCGCAUGUCGCCAAAGUUGCAGCCCCUGCUGUGGCUGCAUAUGCUGCUGCUGCUCCGGUAUACCACCAUUAGAUUUCCGUCUGUUAAGUUAUUUCUGUAGGUUCGAAAUAUAUUUUUUACGAUUUA
Phaedon cochleariae (mustard beetle) is the source of this 1094-nucleotide messenger RNA. Lineage: Eukaryota; Metazoa; Arthropoda; Insecta; Coleoptera; Chrysomelidae. The record is from the annotation of a GenBank genome assembly.